Vigna angularis (adzuki bean) is the source of this 2451-nucleotide messenger RNA. Its product is annotated as protein tesmin/TSO1-like CXC 5. Gene Ontology annotation, biological process: regulation of DNA-templated transcription. The transcript has 8 exons. Gene Ontology annotation, cellular component: nucleus. The coding region runs from base 491 to 2140 and encodes 549 amino acids. NCBI's taxonomy places the organism in Eukaryota, Viridiplantae, Streptophyta, Magnoliopsida, Fabales, Fabaceae. The record is from RefSeq and is a predicted model, not a curated record.
CAGAGGAGGAAAGAGGAGUGAGGCUUCUAUGAAUUUGCGCCGCGAGAUUGGCACUUUAGGGGAGGAGCGUGGGAUGACGAGGGGAAGGAGAUCUGGCCGUUGAAUAUUUACGAAAAUUGAAUUUGAAAAGCUUGGGAGAGAGAGGGAGGAAGAGAGGGGCGAACGAGAACACCACCAACGAAAGAAACACGAAGCCCCUCUCUUCUAUUCUGGUUUCUUAAUCACAGACUAUUCUUCUGCUUCUUCUUUUUCUUCUUCUUCUUCUUCCUUUUUUCUUUCUAUUGUUGUGUUCAGUUGGUUUUUGGAUCGAAUUGUCUUGAUUCGAGAGUUGCACACGCAGUCGCGUGGUGUUUGGAUCUGAAACCACUGAAUUUGAGCUUAACUUUUGAUGAAUUUGUUGCUGAUUGUUGUUGAUGUUAUCGUUGAUAAUCGGUGAGUGGAGGAGUGAGUGAGGUUCUUACUUUUUUUUUUUUUUUAAAUUAUUGUUUUAAUGGGAGAAGGGGAAGGUGAGGGGAGUGAUUGUGCUCCCAAGAAUGUUGUGCCCAACGACGUCGUCGCGAAUGCGCUUUUGCCGUCUGAUGUUCCCGCCAAGAAGCUCGCCAGACAGCUCGAUUUCACCGGCUUCGGUGGGAUGCCACCGCAGUCGCCGGUGGUUUUGCCUCUGCCGCCUUCUGCUUCCGUCAGGGUUGGGAAACCAGAAUCUCCAAAGUCGAGACCGAGGCCUGGCUUUGAAAUUAAAGAAGCUACUCCCAAAAAACAAAAACAGUGCAAUUGUAAACAUUCAAAAUGCUUGAAGCUAUAUUGUGAAUGUUUUGCUUCGGGAAUAUAUUGUGAUGGUUGCAACUGUGUAAAUUGCUAUAACAAUGUGGAAAAUGAAGCUGCUAGACGAGAAGCGGUGGAAGCUACUUUGGAACGCAAUCCAAAUGCGUUCAGGCCGAAAAUUGCAAGCAGCCCUCAUGGAACACGUGAUAGCAGGGAGGAUGCUGGGGAAAUUUUGAUAUUGGGAAAGCACAACAAGGGAUGCCAUUGUAAAAAAUCUGGGUGCCUCAAGAAGUACUGUGAGUGCUUCCAAGCCAACAUUCUUUGUUCUGAAAAUUGUAAAUGCAUGGAUUGCAAAAACUUUGAGGGUAGUGAAGAGAGACAGGCUUUGUUCCAUGGAGAUCAAAAUAACAACAUGGUGUAUAUUCAGCAGGCAGCCAAUGCUGCCAUAACUGGAGCUAUUGGUUCCUCUGGCUAUUCAUCACCACCAAUAUCAAAAAAAAGAAAAGGCCAAGAACUCUUAUUUGGGUCAACCAUCAAAGAUCCGUCACUUGGAAGGCUGGGACAACAGGCAAACAAUGUCAGAGUUCCUGCACCAUCCUCAUCCAUGUCACCUAUUCCAGGUGCUCGUGUUGGACCAGCAACAUUAGGUCCUUCAAAAUUAAUGUACAGGUCUCUUUUAGCAGACAUCAUACAACCACAGCACCUGAAGGAACUUUGCUCAGUUCUGGUGCUAGUAUCUGGACAAGCUGCUAAGACAUUUACUGACCAGAAAAAUUUAAUGGACAAGCAUGCGGAAGAUCACACAGAAACUUCUCUUGCUUCUUCAACUCAUGAGCAAUUACCAAACCAAAAGGAAGCUAAUGUUGAGAAAGCUAUGGCUGAUGAUGAUUGUUUGAGUGCAAACCAGACAGAUAAAAUCAGCCCAGAUAAUUCUUGUUCAGAUGGUGCUGAUGUCCCAAAAGGGAGGCCAAUGUCUCCUGGAACCUUAGCAUUGAUGUGCGAUGAGCAAGAUACAAUGUUCAUGACUUCUGCCUCCCCUAUUGGAUCAAGGGCUCAUGCUUGCAACACAUCUUCGCAACCGCCAUAUGGUCAAGGAAUGACAGAGGUCUAUGCCGAGCAAGAAAAAAUUGUACUGACAAAAUUUAGAGACUUUCUCAAUAGGGUUAUCACUAUGGGAGAAAUAAAUGAAACGAAGUGUUCUUCAUUAGCUAGAAGUGAAUUAGAGAGUGAAAAGGACCCAAACAACAAUUGCACUGGAAAUACCAGUACUGAGACAGCCCAUCAGCAGGGAACCACUAAUAAUGUUGUUGCCAAAGCUGCGGGCAACAUUACUUCAACAUCUUCGUUUCCUGGUGGUAGUCUUAUUCCUGAAAAAUAGAUAUGAAAAGAAAUCUAACUUAGAUGAGCUGAGAUAACUAUGGAAGAAUAUUGUGUGAAGGUAUGCUACAACUCUGAACUGUAAAAACACUAUUCUUCGUUAUGUUGCUUCUCUUUGAAGGGCGUGUCAACUGUCAAGCACACAGGCCCACCAAUUAGUCCCCAUAGGAUCAAUUUUUUGGUUAUCAAUUUUCUUCGAUUCCGGUCAUUCAAGUAUAGAAAUCUGAAUUAAUUGCUCUGCUUCGACGUAACUUGUAAAUUGCAGACUUGUAAUUUCAUAAAAGAAGCAAUGUAACUUAAUUCCCCAUUCUA